UACAUCCGGUGUGAACUUAGUUCUAGAAACAUAUGAAAGUGUACAUUUUCAUUUAUUUUCUGUCGUCAUAUUUAGCCACGGAUUCGCGUGCGCGUUAGUUACAUUCAAUAUUUUGUUUUAUGUUCGUUUCUUGUUUGAUUCUGAACCGUGAACGCGUUUCGUGAUUUUCACGGAGUUGGAUUCUGACUUGGCAGACGCAUCGUCGUAGUGGAAGGUUGGUGUGGCCGACUCGCGUUUUUCUGGUGCAAGUUUCACCGAAGGUUCAACAAUUAAUCCCAUCAGUGAGCUCUCGUCCAGUGGGGCGCUACCGUUUUAUAUGACUUUAGCAAGAUUUACAGAGACUACAGUACUGAGCGAGGAGAGUGGUCGGAGUGUGGUCGCAAGUAAAGCCGGCUGUCGACGAGCGUGCAUGACGCUUCACAUAACUAGUAAUACUGCCCGCAGGUUAGAUACUCGCGACGCUAUAUGUUGCAGAAGAUCAAAGUUUUGCAGUAACAGACAUCGGAAGCUGCUGCCGCUGCGGCAAACGUGACUGGCGCGCCCCGCGGGUGCUCCCUGCCCGCAUGCCCUUUUAGACGCCACCGAGCGCGAUCCAGUGUCAAAAAGAAACCGCCUCUGGAAUAAUUAGUUAGAAUAAGAGAUAGUAUAAUGGGGUCCUUAAACGUGAACCGGAAUGUGGCGGACGCGUUCUACCGCUACAAGAUGCCGCGCAUCUGCGCCAAGGUUGAGGGGAAGGGGAAUGGCAUCAAGACUGUCAUCGUCAACAUGAUCGAGGUGGCCAAGGCGCUAGGACGACCUGCCACGUAUCCGACCAAGUACUUUGGUUGUGAGUUGGGAGCUCAGACGCAGUUUGAUUUCAAAAAUGAGCGUUUCAUUGUCAACGGAAGCCACGACUCUUCGAAACUACAAGAUCUACUCGAUGGCUUCAUCCGCAAAUUCGUGCUGUGUCCGGAGUGCGACAACCCAGAGACGGAGCUGAUCGUGUCGACGAAGCGCAACACGAUAUCGCAGGGUUGCAAGGCUUGUGGGUACCACGGCCAGCUCGACUUCAACCACAAGCUCAACACCUUCAUCCUCAAGAACCCUCCGGCGGCAGAUCCAGCCAUGCAGCAGGGCUCAUCUCUGACGGAAGGCAACCGCGGUAAGAGGUCCAAGCGAAGCGGACCAGCUGCUAAUGGAAACCACGACGGAGAAGCAGACGCCAAGAACGAAAGUGACGCUCCCAUAACCCCGACCGCUCCCAACCCCAGGAAAGAGAAGAAGGAGAAGAAAAAGGAUGACGACGACGAUGACGGCAACUGGACCGUCGAUGUGAGCGAGGCUGCCGUUAGGGCUAGGAUGCAAGAUCUGACGGAGGGCGCUAAGAGUAUGACCGUGUCCGAAGACAGCGAGAAGAACGAAAAGCAGCGUAUGGAUUUGUUCUACUCUUUCCUCAAGCAGAAGGCGGACGCUGGAGAUCUGGACAGCAAGGCCAUCAAUGAGAUCAUUCACGAAGCCGAGAGACUUGACGUCAGGUCCAAGGCGCCGCUGGUGGCGUUCGAGAUCCUGGUGCGGGCCAACAGCCUGGCGGGGGACGUGCGGAAGCACCGCACGCUGCUGCUGCGCCUAGGGGCCCUCGACCCCCGCGCCCCUCGCGCCGCCCUGCACGCCCUCACGGCACUCGUGCACCAUAAUCCCACGCUCUUGCCUCGCGUGCCCGCAAUACUCAAGCUCUUGUACGAUCUGGACAUAGUAGAAGAAAAGACCAUAAUCGAGUGGGGCGCGAAGCCUUCCCGCAAAUAUGCCUCCAAGGAGGUCGUGGCGGAUAUCGGUCGUCGCGCACAACCUUUCAUCGACUGGCUGCAGCAGGCCGACGAGGAAGACUCCAGCGAAGACGAAGAGGAUAUUGAGAUUGAAUAUGACGACCGCGCAAAGGCGACACCCAUAAAGGCCGUCAGUGCGGCUCCUCCGAAACCGGCGCAGAAAGAUGAGGACGGAGACAUCGACGUCGACAUCGAUGCCAUAUAGACAACUCUAAUCUCACGUCGACCGUGCUUCUCUUCUCCCUUCUUCUACCGGCUGAACUCUUACUUACAACAUUUUAAUCUAUUUCUCGAAACCUCCCGAAGCACGGUCGACGCCCUCGGCCGGACCCCGUGUACAUUAAGUCAUUAGAAUUUUUACAAGUCAUUAAAUUUUAAUGUAAAGAAAUAUUUAAUCUAGCGCUUCGUUAGGAAUUAGAUUUAAAUUAUAUCUCCGUGGACGCUCACGUACACGUCCAAUUCUGUCGAGCCGGUUCGCGUAGACCGAUGUGAACUACUUUAGUAACGUAGAGAAGAUAUUAAAUAUAUGAUUAUAUUCUUUUUGCGUGAAUUGUUUAAAAAAUGAUUUUUCUAAAUGGGUUUUGACGUUUCAAUCGAUUAAUCGCUAGCGGUGUUUUUAUUUGAGGGCAUUUACAAAUGUGAUAAAGCUAAACGUCACAAAGUACCAAUUGUACAAUUGUUUGAUUUGUAUGAGUUUUUACGUUUUAGUAUUUAAUUGUGAAUCGGUGAUGACGGCGGACCAUAUGCGCAUUUAACGAGGUCGUCGAUAUAUAUGUUAUAUAUUAUAUUAGAUAUUGGGCGAGUUCACAAAUUGCCGAGGCGGAUGCGGGCUCAAAAUACAUUCUAUUCACGAAAUGAAUAUACAGGAUGUUGGAGAAUCGGUCCUAUGUAAAAAAUAUAAAUACCUGUAUAAAACUAGUGCGAAUAGGAUACCUGGGAACUGCUUGCGUUGCCCGAAUGAUUGAAUUGGAGCCGCUUUUGCAAUUUGUACUCGCCCAAGCCGUGCGAGCGUUCACUUGGUAUCGGAAAUAUUCCUAGAUUAUUUUAAAAUUGCCACCUUUAUUAGAUUUGUUUUUAUUCAAUACAUUUGAACUUGAA
This is a messenger RNA of Pieris rapae (cabbage white), 2900 nucleotides long. It is a transcript of the gene eIF5, whose product is annotated as eukaryotic translation initiation factor 5. The transcript is spliced from 13 exons. The record is from RefSeq and is a predicted model, not a curated record. Gene Ontology annotation, cellular component: cytosol. Lineage: Eukaryota; Metazoa; Arthropoda; Insecta; Lepidoptera; Pieridae. Gene Ontology annotation, biological process: formation of translation preinitiation complex; formation of cytoplasmic translation initiation complex; translational initiation. Bases 649 to 2007 code for a protein of 452 amino acids. Gene Ontology annotation, molecular function: eukaryotic initiation factor eIF2 binding; translation initiation factor activity; GDP-dissociation inhibitor activity.